Messenger RNA from Fundulus heteroclitus (mummichog), 2694 nucleotides. Its product is annotated as annexin A4. The transcript has 15 exons. The record is from RefSeq and is a predicted model, not a curated record. NCBI's taxonomy places the organism in Eukaryota, Metazoa, Chordata, Actinopteri, Cyprinodontiformes, Fundulidae. Gene Ontology annotation, cellular component: cytoplasm. Bases 116 to 1600 code for a protein of 494 amino acids. Gene Ontology annotation, biological process: cytokinetic process; phagocytosis. Gene Ontology annotation, molecular function: calcium ion binding; calcium-dependent phospholipid binding.
CGGAAACCAGGCCUGGAGAGAGACCCGCCCACCUCCGUCAACUCCUUUAAACUGUCCGCACUGUUGGUGUGUUCCUCUUCCUGGAUCUGACGGCCCAGACCGAUAAGUUCAGAAGAUGAGUUACCCAGGAUACCCUCCACAAUCCGGUGGAUACCCGCCACAGGCAGGGGGCUACCCGCCACAGGCAGGCGGCUACCCACCACAGGCAGGGGGCUACCCGCCACAGGCAGGCGGCUACCCACCCCAACCAGGGGCGUACCCUCCGGCAGCGGGCGGCUAUCCCCCAGCACAAGGCGCCUAUCCUCAACCGGGUGGUGGAUACCCACCUCAGUCUGGAUACCCCGCAGCAGGGGGGUUUCCCCAGGCUGGCGGCUACCCUGCUCCAGGCGGAGGCUUUCCCCAGGCUGGUGGCUACCCUGGACAGCCGGGUCAGGGAGGUUAUCCCUCAAUGCCUCCAGCAGCCGGAGGCUGGGGUGCAGCACCAGGUGGCUACGGCGCGCCAGGAGGGGCUCCGCAAGGAUAUCCAGGGGGCCCUGCCCCAGGCCAGCCUAUGCCAAAUUAUCCCGGAGCCCCUGCCGGUGGCCCCUCAGUGCCUGGAUACGGGGGUGGCGUUCCAUCCAACCCUCAGGCACCAGCAAUUCCUAAAGGAUACAGGGGUUCCAUUAAAGAUUUUCCUGGAGCCGAUCCACUGAAAGAUGUUGAAGUCCUCCGAAAAGCAAUGAAGGGUUUUGGAACUGACGAAAACGCCAUUAUCGAGCUUCUGGGAGCUCGCUCCAUCAAGCAGAGAGUUGCAUUGAUAGCAGCCUACAAGACUACAUAUGGAAAGGAUUUAAUCAAGGAUCUGAAGUCUGAAAUUAGUGGAGACUUUGAAGACCUGGUUCUUGCCAUGCUGAAGACCCCGGCGCUGCUUGAUGCCUCUGAGCUGAGGGAGGCUAUAAAGGGUGCAGGAACUGAUGAAGCGUGUCUGAUCGAGAUUCUGUCGUCACGUUCCAACGCAGAGAUUCAAGAGAUCAACAGAGUUUACAAAGCUGAGUAUGGAAAGAAAUUGGAGGACGCCAUCAUCAGCGACACCUCCGGUCACUUCCGAAGACUCCUGGUGUCUCUUUGUCAGGGAAAUCGGGACGAGAGGGAGACCGUCGACGUCUCAUUGGCCAAACAAGACGCCCAGAAAUUGUACGCGGCUGGUGCGAAUAAGGUGGGAACUGAUGAGUCACAGUUCAAUGCCAUCCUGUGCGCUCGCAGCAAGCCCCACCUGCGUGCAGUCUUCCAGGAGUACCAGCAGAUGACUGGGAAAGACAUCGAAAAGAGUAUCUGCAGUGAAAUGUCUGGAAACCUGGAGUCUGGGAUGGUGGCUGUUGUCAAAUGCAUUAAGAACACUUCAGGCUACUUUGCUGAAAGACUCUAUAAAGCCAUGAAGGGAGCCGGGACCAAGGACAGGACCCUCAUCCGUAUCAUGGUGUCCCGCUCCGAGGUGGACAUGCUGGAUAUCAGACAGGCGUUUCUGAAGGCCUACGGGAAGUCACUGUACAACAACAUCUCUAGUGACACUUCAGGGGAUUACAAGAAGCUGCUGUUGAAGCUGUGUGGCGGAAAUGAUUAAAGAGCGUAGAAGUCGACAACAGGAGGACAACGCAUACGUCCACGCUGCAACGAAGAUAUAUAUAUGUAUGACUUAUAUCCCGUCUGAUGCAUGCCGCAAAUGCCUUUAUCAAAUCUAUAUUGAUUUUAUAUUUUCAUAUAUAUUUUGACAUGAUUUUCUAUAUAUUAGCUGCACUAGAUCAGUGAAAAAUCAGAUUUUGAAGAAGCAGAAGAGACUUGUGUCAUUUGUGUCACAACAUUUCCUACACUCUUCACAUUUAAUCUAUAUAUGCUUUAGUACAGUGGUGCUGUCCCAUAGAAUAUUAAUAUAUUAACCCUAGGGGGACUAUAAACCUUUGAACCUAAAGUCUGCUGUAGUUUGAAUACUGACAGCAGCAGCUCUGCAUUUAGUGAAUAAAAUAUGAUGAUUGUAGCUCACAGUUUUUCUGAGGUUAUGAAGGCAUUGACAAAUUCUGAUAAAUGCUAUGUAGGUUUUAUCAAAAACAAAUGUAAGAAGCUCCCAUCGAAAUAAGUCACAUGAUUAUUUUCAUGUUUAGAUGGCCAAAGUCAUGUUUACAGUGAUCUUAGGAUCUAUUCAAGUUAAAACCUUAUCCUUGCCAUCAGUCUUUCAGCAACUGGAUUGUUUUUUUUUUCUUCAUCUUGCUAGCUUCUGCAAAUUAGCUUUGUGUAUUUUCCUAUUACUGUUUAAUUUUUACAGCAAAAUUGUUAAACUCAGUGCCAAGAAGCCAAAGACCGGUAACAACUCAUGUCAUACCUGUUUUGCAUCUUCCUCUGUGAGGUGUUUGAGAGUAGUUAAAGCGUUGCAUAAUAUUCUGAUAUAACAGCCAAAAUGUAGUUUUUUUUCUUGUUGAUCUAAAAAAUAAAAACACGUUGCUCUGCCUGUGAUUGACUCUUUGUUGGUUUUAUGCUAUACUGCCAGUAGAGGGCUCUAGGUUCACCUUAAUAGGGUCAUUUCAUUCCUUUCAAUCAUUGUUUUGCCUGGACUUGCUUUUAAAAGUGAAACUGAAAAUGCAUUCAGUUUUAUUUUAACAAAUUUAAUAUCAUUGUUCACUAAUUUAACACAAGGAUAUGAAAAAAAUCUGUUAUUAAAAUGGA